AUUAAAUUUUCAUAGCUUAGUCGAUAGUUAGAUUUUCUGCCACGCGCAAAAUAUUUUUUGUCAGAUAGUCCAAACUGCGUUCUUCGCCGGCUACGUAUAACAGUACUUUAUUAUCACGCGGAGCCUACAUACUUAAUUUUAGUAGAAUUACAAAAUGUUUUGCAUAAUUACGACCAUUGUGGCUCUCCUGUACAUUUUGUGGGAUGUAAACUACUUCCUUAGAAUAGCCUUCACCAUCGGCAUUGGCCGACUGUUCCAAAAGAAGUGUGGAAUCAAUGACACGACAACGAUUUAUGGCUUCUGUACAACGCAAGACGUGGACAUUUUCCUGCGUCACAUGAACAAUGCGCGUUAUGUGCGCGAGCUGGAUUUCGCGCGGUUUCACUUUUACGACCGCACUGGUAUCUACGCUAACAUCAAGCAGGUUGACGGACACGCACUUCAGGGCGCCUCCAGCAUCAGAUACAGGAGGACUAUACCUAUAUUCACUGCUUACAAGGUUGAGACUAAGCUAGUGUAUUGGGAGGACAAAACGCUCUUCAUAGAGCAGAAGUUCAUCACGCUGAACGACGGCUUCGUCCGCGCCGUGGUGCUCUCCAGACAGAACCUCAUCAACGUGGACGCGGCUACGCUCUUCAAGGGCAUCCCUGGCGCUGAACAGAAACCUGAAUGUCCAGAAGAAAUCAACCACUGGCUGCAAGCUAUCGAGAUAUCUAGCGCUAAACUUAGAAAGAAGGAUUGAUUUUUUUAACUGGGGCUCUAAUUCGUAAAAGUAUUUAUUUUUCUACAAAUAAAGAAUGGUUGCGGUUGCCA
Messenger RNA from Plodia interpunctella (Indianmeal moth), 813 nucleotides. Its product is annotated as protein THEM6-like. The transcript is spliced from 3 exons. Lineage: Eukaryota; Metazoa; Arthropoda; Insecta; Lepidoptera; Pyralidae. Bases 155 to 742 code for a protein of 195 amino acids. The record is from RefSeq and is a predicted model, not a curated record.